GUUUGUAGAUGGUUCCGUGGCUACAAGACGAGAAAAGACCUAGAGACAGAGCAGCGGAUGGCUCGGGUGAUCCAGAGGCAGUUCAGACGUCGCGCUCUGACUGUGAAGAAGGCAGUCCUACAUGAAAGACCAGCUCGGAACACCGCUUCUCCCAUACCCAGCUCCAGGAUGGGUCAGAGGUCACCAAGAACAGCAAAGCUGGCUGACCCUGUGGGUGAAAGGUCACCACUUCUGAUUCGGAAAUUUGGCCAGGCAAAGCCCAACAGCACAGGAAUGACCUCCACCCAGACCCAAGAUGACCAGGAUGGAAAAGGUCAGGGGUCAUCAGAGGACUCAACAAACAACUUCAUGGGUCAGGGGUCACCAGACAGCUCAUCCAAAAACACGACUGGUCAGGGGUCAGCAGAAGGAGCAUCCAGCAACACAGCAAGUCAAGGGUCGACUGAUGCUGCAGAUAGCAUGACAGCGGAUCAGCAGAGAGCUGGAAAGGUUAAAGGACAAAGUUCACCAAGUCCCAGCAAGAGUGGCAAAAUCUCAGACUCUCUGGUCAGCCUCCAGCAUCGUAAGGAAAGGAGAGAACAUCGUGAGCAGCCCUGGACAGAGGACACUCCACAGCAUGAAGACCUGCAGUGGAAAAUAGGGAAUGAGCUACAGCUGAACAUAGAUGGUUACCAGGACGACAUUGUCAGUCUGCGAUGGAAGGGAGAACAGCUGGAGGAGAAAGCCGCUCUGGCUGCACACGGGUUCCUCACCCCUCCCAGAGUUGUGCUGGUCUCCUCCACUGUACCAAAGGCCAAGUUUCUCCCCCUGACUGUGAAGGAAGAUCCUUCUGUCUUGGUGGUCUCCUAUGACCACCAGAGCGACAGCUUUGAAAAGAUUCUGAUUUGCAGAGUUUGA
Branchiostoma floridae (Florida lancelet) is the source of this 897-nucleotide messenger RNA. RefSeq names its product NMDA receptor synaptonuclear signaling and neuronal migration factor-like. The transcript has 7 exons. The coding region runs from base 58 to 897 and encodes 279 amino acids. Lineage: Eukaryota; Metazoa; Chordata; Leptocardii; Amphioxiformes; Branchiostomatidae. The record is from RefSeq and is a predicted model, not a curated record. Gene Ontology annotation, biological process: regulation of neuron migration; regulation of neuronal synaptic plasticity. Gene Ontology annotation, cellular component: cytoplasm; nucleus.